AAUGACGUUGUCCGGACCACCGGUUCUAGAAAAACCAACCUCCACAAGUCGGCGUCGUGCGGGAGAAACCAUCUUUAAGACAGCAUUUCGGCUUUGUGAUUAGCAAGCGGAUUUGCGUAGUUUACGUUGUCCGUUUACACCGAAUCGGCAAGUGUAUUAAAACAACAUGGCAGAAACCGAGCAGCAGUACAUGGAAACAUCAGAAAACGGCCACGAAGUCGAUGACUUUAAUGGAGCCGGCCAGGCUGGGGAGGGCGCCUGCGGUGCAGAAGGGCCCGACGACGACAACCAGAACGGCGGCACGGAGGGUGGUCAAAUAGACGCAAGUAAAGGAGAAGAAGAUGCAGGGAAAAUGUUUGUUGGUGGCCUUAGCUGGGACACAACCAAGAAGGAUCUCAAGGAUUACUUCUCCAAGUUUGGCGAGGUAUCAGACUGCACCAUCAAAAUUGACCAACAGACAGGACGGUCACGAGGAUUUGGUUUCAUCCUUUUCAAAGAUGCAGCCAGCGUAGACAAGGUUCUUGAACAGAAGGAACACAGGCUGGACGGGCGACAGAUUGACCCCAAGAAGGCUAUGGCCAUGAAGAAGGAUCCAGUCAAGAAAAUAUUUGUGGGGGGACUUAACCCAGACACGGCAAAGGAGGUCAUUGAGGACUACUUUAAAACAUUUGGAGAGAUUGAGACAAUUGAGCUUCCGCAAGAUCCAAAGAGUGAGAAGAGGAGGGGUUUCGUCUUUAUCACCUAUCAAGAUGAGGCUCAUGUCAAAAAGGUCAUGGAGAAAAAGUACCACACUGUUGGUGGGAGCAAGUGCGAAAUUAAAAUAGCUCAACCCAAAGAGGUCUACCAGCAGCAGCAGUACGGCGUUCGUGGAUACGGUGGUGCGCGUGCCAGGGGGGGCCGUGGAGGUCAGGGUCCAAAUUGGAGUCAAGGUGGUUACAACAACUACUGGAACCAAGGUGGUUACAACCAGAACUAUGGAGGCUACGGACAGCAAAACUAUGGAGGCUAUGGCGGCUAUGGAGGCUAUGACUACUCUGCUGGUUAUUACGGCUAUGGGGGUGGCUACGACUACAACCAGGGCAAUACAAGCUAUGGGAAAACUCCAAGACGUGGCCACCCGAGUAGCUACAAGCCAUACUGAUCACACGUAGUGCAGGUCUAACGUUAAUAAGAAAAGAGAUCCAUGGUCUGACCACAGCGAACAUGGGCUCUGGCUUUUCCUUUGGAGUUGGCAGAAAUUUGGACUCAUGCUCCAUUUGUACAGAUCAAGUGAGGAAUUGGGGAAGCAAAUGUCACUUUUCCACUUUUUAUUUUAUAUUGUUUUGUGUCCAUUUACAUUUCCAGUGAUGGAAGUGUUAUUUUUACUGUACUUUUUGGUACCUUUUUGAAUCUAAUGUUAUUGUAUGGUUGUAUUUUUACAUGUCUACCGGAUUUACAAACAGGAGCAAGAGCUUUUAAAGCUCUCAAAUAAAACAAUAUAGCUUCCCCCCUCCCCCUUUUCAGUGUUUCUAGACCUUUGGUUUAUGUACUACCGUGCUGACUGUCGGUUUGCAAGCUGCAUGGCUUCGGAUGUGGGGUGAGACAAAUUUAAGGGAUUGAAACUAUUCAAAGGGUUUAUUUGUAAGCGUGGUAAAUGAUUGUUUGCAGAUGGCCUCGUAGUUAAAGACAACCAGCAUAUGUUCUCUGUUUUGUUAUAUUUUUGUUUUGCUUUUAUGGAGACUCUUCCCCGAUCGCGUCUGCAGUUUUAGGUGGCUUUACUAGUGUAAUACAACUCAAUGCAAGCCUGUUAAAUGUAAGAGGGUACCCCCUCUCUCUCACUGGAUACUCAUUCCUCUAGUGUCUUGGGCAAAUUGGUAGAAAUAAACUUUUGGUUUAUAUUA
Molecule: messenger RNA, 1880 nt
Organism: Syngnathus acus (greater pipefish)
Lineage: Eukaryota; Metazoa; Chordata; Actinopteri; Syngnathiformes; Syngnathidae
Gene: hnrnpaba
Product: heterogeneous nuclear ribonucleoprotein A/Ba
Exons: 9
Coding region: 167-1141 (324 amino acids)
Biological process (GO): regulation of gene expression
Cellular component (GO): nucleoplasm
Molecular function (GO): RNA binding
Source: RefSeq, a predicted model, not a curated record